AUGGCUGUCGCUGAGAAGAACGAACUGGAUGCACUCUUGCAGCUUCUUCCCGCCUGCACAAGAUGUCGAUCAGUUCGAAAGCGCUGCGAUACCCUCCUCCCGGAAUGUGCCAACUGCACCAGAUCCGGCCUGCAGUGUACCUUUUACGAUCCUAUCUCCAAAGAAUCGCUGCCUAGAGAGUAUAUUUCGUCCCUGGUCGAACACUUGCGCUCUCUCGAGGCUGCCGGUGGCAAAGAAACGCCAGACCACCCAGCUCCUGUGAAUAUCGGCUCCAUUGUCAAAGUGCGCAACUCGUAUCCCUGCCUGGGGAAGAAUGCGCCUCUUGCUGCUGCUGCUGCUGUGGUGAGAAGAAAUCUGCGCCAAAGCAACUGCAUCUAUCUGCCAGUGUCAUCCACCGUAAUCGACGACGCAAUGCACCAUUUUCUCAUCGACAGGUACAUGAAUACUCUGCACGAUCUGUUUCCGGUUUUCAACAGCGACCAGAACCUCGAUGUAUUACAUACACUGCGACAGGACUCUUCAGGACAGACCUUCCUGCUGAAGAUGGUCUAUUCCCUAGCCUGCCACUGCUUACCUGGGAACGACAACCGCCUUGUUGAUCUGUCUGACGCUCUCUACCGGGAGGCAUUAAUUCAUAUCGAUACGUUAUUAAAAGAUCACAGUAUUGAAGCCGUGCAGGGAAUGCUACUACUCGCCCUGCGCAGCACAUUCGACGCCACGACUGGGAGUAUUGGACAACUUGUAAACUUCUCCCAUCGCCUGUUAAUUGAACUCACCUCCCAUAGUGUAUUGCAAAUGACACAGACUACGGACCGUCUUCAGUGCACGACUCCGAAGGCGAUUUCAUCGACGACUGAAAAUGCCCAGUCACUUUGUGCGGUAUAUGCCCUGCAAGCUGUCCACCGAGGAGAUACACCUACUACCCUAGACUCUAUCAUACUCGACAAACUUGACUCCAACUCACCCAUGCUAGUUGCAACAGUCCGCCAGAUCCAUCUCCUCAUACAACCAAGCAUCGAAUCUGCCCAGAACCUGCUAGCAGCAUACGACGACCAGAUGGUGUAUAACAUCUUCACGUCCCACUGGAUCUACCGAGCUGCGUCCUAUCUGAUAGACCACGCAGAUAAAGACGCUGCUACCGACGGCUGCAUUGCUGCAGCAAGGAUAUUGGAACGGUGUGCAAUGAAGUGGCCGAAUUCAAGAGCGUUGCAGGGCGCGUUGCAGGAUUUGAGGCGUGAUAAACGAACUAGUUGA
Aspergillus versicolor CBS 583.65 is the source of this 1254-nucleotide messenger RNA. RefSeq lists its product as uncharacterized. Gene Ontology annotation, molecular function: sequence-specific DNA binding; DNA-binding transcription factor activity, RNA polymerase II-specific; zinc ion binding. Gene Ontology annotation, biological process: positive regulation of transcription by RNA polymerase II. The coding region runs from base 1 to 1254 and encodes 417 amino acids. The record is from RefSeq and is a predicted model, not a curated record. The transcript is spliced from 3 exons. Lineage: Eukaryota; Fungi; Ascomycota; Eurotiomycetes; Eurotiales; Aspergillaceae.